Symbiodinium pilosum is the source of this 441-nucleotide messenger RNA. The record is from the annotation of a GenBank genome assembly. Lineage: Eukaryota; Dinophyceae; Suessiales; Symbiodiniaceae.
AUGAUGUACAAUUUGAUGUUGUCAUUGCAUUUGGUGACAUUCUUAUGUAUUGUUACCUUUGCCAUGCUGCAAGCGAGGCACACCAACAUGGAGCAGGGAUGGAGCACAGUUGCUGGAGUUCGGAGUACCGGACUUACUGCCUCCCUGGGCCUGGCAGCGCGAUUAGCCACGAGGCUUCGACCCUCGAACUCCGAGGCUUCUGCUGUUUCCCCGGUGCUGCCACCUCUUGCCACCUUGUCUGCAGAUUACACCUCGCGGAACGACGGUCGGGUCGAGGUCGCCGGAAGGGCCUGGCAGUUGUCCCACCCGCAGACUAAACUCGGUCUGGCAGUCACCGGAGGCCUUGCCUCGAUCCCUCCAGAUCCCUUCCGGCAUGGCUUGGGCUCGUCGGCGUGGUUUCAAAGUGUGCGCCGAAUGUGCCUGCUACGCAGCGUACGCUGA